Messenger RNA from Mollisia scopiformis, 726 nucleotides. RefSeq lists its product as uncharacterized. Lineage: Eukaryota; Fungi; Ascomycota; Leotiomycetes; Helotiales; Mollisiaceae. The transcript is spliced from 2 exons. The record is from RefSeq and is a predicted model, not a curated record. Bases 1 to 726 code for a protein of 241 amino acids.
AUGCCAUUCCACUCCUCCUCAGUCCAAGACCGUAUAAUGGACACUCGAGCUUCCAUCUCCUUUUUCCCCUUCACAACCUCAACAUCUCGUCUGCCGCCCGGCACAGCACCUUCUCAUCUCCCACCCAAGCACUCCAACCUCGCAAACGCGACGAAGACUAGAUGGUCUCAACACUGGCUAUCAAACACGUACCCUUCUGUUUGGUCAAAAUCUAAAUCACGAAGAGAUUUGGAUCCUCCAAAAGCAAGAACUGUAUCAGUAGACGAAGGCCUGUUGUCUCAAGUGGUGGAGUUGGAGAUGGAGGAGCAAGAGAGGGGUAAGUGGACAGGACGGAGAGAUGAGAGUUACACAGAAAGCAAGAGGGAGAAGAAGAGGAGGAUGAGGCAGAUACUCGAGGUUGGGGCGUUAUUUGGGGUAGGCACGUUGCUGGUUGGGCUGGUGGUUAUUUGUGUCAGUGCGGGAGGGAUGAUGAGGAGUGCUGCGGCGAUGGAGGAUGGAAGGUGCGAAAGGGCGGAAGAGCUUAUGAAUAUAGGAAUAUUCAAUUGCAGCCUACAUCUAAGCCGCGCAGAAGCGCAAUGGGAAAGUGAUGCAUGGAGCAGUAGCGUUGUGGCUACUAGGCCGAAUUCGGAAGCCAAAACGCAAUCACUCAACUCAACUCAACUGAAAGCUCUCUGUAAUGCCAUUGGUGGGCGUAAAAACCAGAAAGCAAGUCCCAAUCGAGAUUAG